Messenger RNA from Cyanidioschyzon merolae strain 10D, 1011 nucleotides. RefSeq names its product similar to signal peptidase. The record is from RefSeq and is a predicted model, not a curated record. Gene Ontology annotation, cellular component: membrane. Lineage: Eukaryota; Rhodophyta; Bangiophyceae; Cyanidiales; Cyanidiaceae. Bases 1 to 1011 code for a protein of 336 amino acids. The transcript has a single exon. Gene Ontology annotation, molecular function: serine-type endopeptidase activity.
AUGGACAGGUACAAUUCACGACAACUUUGUGCGUUCAGCACUUGCUCGGGGGCGUUCGUGCUGCGGCCCCGGGCAGCGCGGAGCGUUUCAAAGUGUUUAUCACUUCGCUGGCGAGCGUCUCGGGCUGGGUCGCGUUUCCGACCUUGCUUGGCCCGCAUCUCGCGCAACGAUGAGCGGCAGAACACCGCAGCGGUGCCUGGUGAAGUGAACGGGAAGCCAGAGAGCCUACCUGACGUCGCCUGGGGGACAAGCUCGAUAGAGCAGCGCAUGCUCACCGAGCAAGCGACUGAGGAGCUCGUUGAGAAAGUCCGCGAACGAUGGUCGACUAGUGAGGAGUCGGACGAUACGUCUCCAGCGCCAGCAGCGACGUCAGCGACACAAAAAAUCCCUGUUGUGCAGCAGUGGCAAGUCUGGUGGCAGCGCUUGUGGCGCGACGACAAGUUUGCGGACGUGCGCGUGUUUACGGCCUCGUUUUUAGCAGCUGUGUUCAUUCGCGCUUUCGUCGUAGAGCCACGCUACAUUCCAUCGCUCUCCAUGUAUCCGACGUUUGAUGUGGGCGAUCAGCUGCUUGUGGACAAGGUCACCUUGAAACUCGGUCGUCAUAUCCAACGAGGCGACGUUGUGGUCUUUUACCCGCCGCCGGCACUCAUUGAGGCCAGCAAAGAGACCGCAAAAGCACUGAACGCUGCGGGAGAGACAGGUGCGCACCAGUAUGGUGCUAGAGAUGCGAUGAUUAAACGUGUGGUUGCUCUGGGUGGUGAUGUUGUCGAGAUUCGCGACGGGCGACUCUAUGUCAACGGAGAGGCGCAGAUCGAGACCUACAUUGCCGAAAGUCCGGAUUAUCAAUGGGGUCCCGUCCAGGUCCCUGACGGCUAUCUGGUCGUAUUGGGCGAUAAUCGGAGCAACUCGCUGGAUUCGCAUGUUUGGGGUUUCCUCCCCGAGCGUAACGUCAUCGGACGUGCCGUAUUUCGUUACUGGCCGCUGACUCGGGUGGGCACGAUCGAGCACUAG